Molecule: messenger RNA, 1634 nt
Organism: Vavraia culicis subsp. floridensis
Lineage: Eukaryota; Fungi; Microsporidia; Pleistophoridae
Exons: 1
Coding region: 162-875 (237 amino acids)
Cellular component (GO): membrane; endomembrane system
Source: RefSeq, a predicted model, not a curated record
AGAGACAAGUGCUCUAAGUACUCCCAAAGCCAUUCAACUCAAUUUGUUAGUAUUUCUAUAUUUGUUGGUCAAUCAAAGCUAGCAUUUCACUUCCAAACACAGAACGGUUCAUCGAUCAGCGUGCCAAAAUAUAACGAUAAUAUAAAAACAGCACCCCACAUAUGAUCCGGUCUGCCGUAUUGUUUCUUGGAUGCUUUCUAAUCAUAUUUGGGAUUGUGGAUUGUUUAUCAUCGGUGGAAUACAAGAGCUAUGUGAGAGCGAAUGGAGCGGCACGAUACGUGUACCUCACAAAUAUAUGUGCAUACGUAUCGAUAGUGUGCUUUACGUUCGGACUGAUCCUCAGAAUCGGCAAAGUAAUAACAGCCAAAAGAUAUUUUUUUGCCAGACUCACGACACUUAGGAAGCAACUCGUGCUCCGAAGGUGCUACGUUUCGGUGCUGCCCUUCAUGCUAACGGUAAACUCGACGGUCAUGUCUGGAUAUUGGUAUCUCUUCUUCACCGAUCAGGACUCUAUCGUAACAAGGGAACCGGGUACGGAUCACAAACCGAACACAUUCAUAAAUUUGUGCAAGCACUUUGUCCCGUGGAUCGUUACACUAAUUGAGGCACUCUUCGUGCGUGCCCGGUACACGGUUCGUACUUUUGCAGCUGUGGUUGUCUUCGCAGUGCUUUACUACACGCUGAUCCGUACCUACCACGCGCACAGCGGGAAGUGGCCAUAUAAAUUUUUUAACGGCCAGUCGUACACAAAAGUUCUGGUGCUGGUUUGUGUCUUUGCUCUUGCUGGUCUUGUUAUUGCCUAUACCAUCCUGAAGGUGCACGAGUUUGUGCGUAGGAACUAUUUAGACAGGCAAAAGAGCAACAAACCUGGUUAGUGAGUCAAAUAAAAUGCUGCUCUCCACUAAUUUCUUCGGUUCUCAUGGUGCAGGCAUGUUGCCACGUCCGGAUCUGUAGCAGCAAAUGUGACGUAAUAUCGGUGUACCGUCGAUGCUAGUGGUCCUUGAAUAGGUUUAAUGAAUCAAAGGGCCGUUUCUCGUGUAAGAGGAAAUGUGGUUAACACAUGUUUGGCGAAUAGAUGGAUCACAAUACGUGAAGACAACCAGCCACACGAUCUCCUUCGCUGAUCCAUGAAGUGCUGUGUGUGGUAGUGGAUGUGUGGUUGAGUAAAUGUGAGAAGUUGUACGGCCGCUCUGUGUUGUGCAGGGAUCUUCAAAGAUCGAGAAGUGCCGGUUCGCUGCAGCGUGUACUAAACGGAGAUGUGGAUCAGAGGUGCAGAGCCUCAAAUAAUAUGUUGAGCACUGCUCUGAACAAGGGUCAGCAGCGAUUAAACGUAACCAGCACCUUUAAGAAGGAUCUGUGAAUUGCCAUACAAUUCCAAUACAGGUCUUAUAAAAUGAGAUGGGGGGUUUUGAUUGAGAUGGAUUCCAAAAUGCAUGCUUGAUGAAAUAUGAACUUACAAGGGAGUGGUAGCUAAAACACAUGUUUUUUGAAAUAUAGCAGGGAAACGCGAAACCUUACAUACUGCAGAAAAAACGUUAUUUAGCGAUAACUUCAUUAUUCUCGUUUUUUAACGAUGUUGGCGUAGUUAAUUGCAAUAAAACUUAACAUAUGGUUGGAAUAGAGCUUGAAUUCAG